GCAGCCCCCCAACCCCCACCCCGCUUUGCUUAGCGGUGCUCACGCCUGCUGGGCGUGGGGCGCGAGCCGGGUGCUGCGCGGGGCUCCGGGGUGCUCGCUCCAGCUGCCGCUGCGGAUAUGUCGGGUCCGCGCGCGGGAUUCUACCGGCAGGAGCUGAACAAAACAGUAUGGGAGGUGCCGCAGCGGCUGCAGGGCCUACGCCCAGUGGGCUCCGGCGCCUACGGCUCGGUCUGCUCAGCCUACGACGCGCGUCUGCGCCAGAAGGUGGCUGUAAAGAAGCUGUCUCGCCCUUUCCAAUCGUUGAUCCAUGCGAGGAGGACCUACCGGGAGCUUCGCCUACUCAAACACCUGAAGCACGAGAACAUCAUAGGGCUUCUGGACGUCUUCACGCCGGCCACAUCCAUCGAGGAUUUCAGUGAAGUGUACCUGGUGACCACCCUGAUGGGCGCUGACCUGAAUAACAUCGUCAAGUGUCAGGCACUGAGCGAUGAGCAUGUUCAGUUCCUCGUCUACCAGCUGCUGCGUGGGCUGAAGUAUAUCCACUCGGCAGGCAUCAUCCACCGGGACCUGAAGCCCAGCAAUGUGGCGGUGAAUGAAGACUGUGAGCUUAGGAUCCUGGACUUUGGGCUAGCGCGCCAGGCUGAUGAGGAGAUGACUGGAUAUGUGGCCACACGUUGGUACCGGGCGCCAGAGAUCAUGCUGAACUGGAUGCACUACAACCAGACAGUGGACAUUUGGUCUGUGGGCUGCAUCAUGGCUGAGCUGAUUCAAGGAAAGGCCCUCUUUCCUGGAAACGACUAUAUUGACCAGCUGAAGCGAAUCAUGGAGGUAGUGGGCACACCCAACCCUGAGGUUCUGGCAAAGAUAUCAUCGGAGCAUGCCCGGACAUACAUCCAGUCUCUGCCCCCCAUGCCCCAGAAGGAUCUCAGCAGUGUCUUCCAUGGAGCCAACCCUCUGGCUGUAGACCUCCUUGGAAGGAUGCUGGUGCUAGACAGUGACCAAAGGGUCAGUGCAGCUGAAGCCUUGGCCCAUGCAUACUUCAGCCAGUACCACGACCCUGAUGAUGAGCCAGAGGCUGAGCCCUAUGAUGAAAGUGUUGAAGCCAAGGAACGAACACUGGAGGAGUGGAAGGAGCUAACUUACCAGGAAGUCCUUAGCUUCAAGCCCCUGGAGCCAUCACAGCUACCUGGCACCCAUGAGAUUGAGCAGUGAGGCAUUGCCCCUGGGGGGAGCCUCCCCCUUUCCUCAGCUCCCCAGUUUUUCUCAAAAGGUGCCUCUCAGGCAGCCCUGACAUUUAACCUGGGACUCCUUGCCUUGAGAGAACUCUGCACUUAUAUACACACAUGAAUGCACAAAUGUGUACAUAUGCCUGCCAUUAUGUGUUGGAGCCUGGGCAGUAGUGUUUCUGGGCCCACCUUGGUCCACCCAGGUUCUCCUUGGUACCUCAGUGUGCGGGAUCUGAGUGUGUCUGCUCUUGAAAACUAUCUGGAUUGGGAGGGAGGCAAACAGGUCAUGGCCCCUGGAGACUCUGAGGGGGUAGGAGUCAUAGUGAUUGGAGCAGCUGAAAGCUGAGGCAGGGCCAGUGUCCCCAUCCAAUGGAAUGGAGUUUCCCAUGGUGGUGGCAAGGCAGAGACCAUCACCAGAUAUCUAAUCUGAAAAGCUGGCUGCAGCUUUGUUUGCCUGUGAAAUGUGGGCAAACGGGAAUGCAUGUACAUUCAUGCAUAUACUCAUCAGAGCAUACACAAGCACGUACUGGUGUGUAUGAGCACCCAAGGGUCAGCAGCCAUUUCUGGUAGGGCACCUAAGAUGGAGACAUUCUUACCUCUCCUCCUCCAAGUUCCUGUUGCCUAAUGGGUCCUGACACCCAUCUGUGAACUAGACUACUGCUCUGAGAGGUGCCAAGAUCCAUUCUUCUGAGCAAAACCCAGGACUUUCUUCUAAGGUGUAGGGCUGCUACAGGAUCCCGAGGCACAAGGACACAAAGCCAGCUUGGAAGCUGGUGAAAUAGGGUGGGGCUCUAAUCUCUAGGAUGCUAGGUGGACAGCACCCAUGGAUGUGAACCUGGACGUUCUUGUCCCAUGACCUUGAUUCAAAGCUGACAAAUGUUUGCCCACAUUCUACCUCCACCUACCCUUGUAUAGCUACUACAGCUGGUCUAGCAUGCUGUGGUCAGUGAGUCAUCCCUUAUCUCCCCUUUCCCCAGAGAGGAGCUGACCAAGUAACUUUUGAGGUAGGACCCCGUUUGAAGACAUGUUGGGGGUGUGGCUCCUCCCUGAAGAGAUGAUGAUCUCUUGCUAUCGGGGAUUAGGGGACUCUGAAUGUCAAGUGCCUGCACCAAGGGUGCACAAUAAAGGGGUUUCCCUCUUGCUCUUGUG
Messenger RNA from Phodopus roborovskii (desert hamster), 2375 nucleotides. It is a transcript of the gene Mapk11, whose product is annotated as mitogen-activated protein kinase 11. Gene Ontology annotation, cellular component: nucleus; cytoplasm. Gene Ontology annotation, molecular function: ATP binding; MAP kinase activity. Bases 118 to 1212 code for a protein of 364 amino acids. The transcript has 12 exons. The record is from RefSeq and is a predicted model, not a curated record. NCBI's taxonomy places the organism in Eukaryota, Metazoa, Chordata, Mammalia, Rodentia, Cricetidae. Gene Ontology annotation, biological process: intracellular signal transduction; protein phosphorylation.